This is a messenger RNA of Mus musculus (house mouse), 1962 nucleotides long. It is a transcript of the gene Wnt10a, whose product is annotated as wingless-type MMTV integration site family, member 10A. Gene Ontology annotation, biological process: hair follicle development; skin development; odontogenesis. Gene Ontology annotation, molecular function: receptor ligand activity; signaling receptor binding. The record is from RefSeq and is marked validated. Gene Ontology annotation, cellular component: extracellular region. The transcript has 4 exons. Bases 153 to 1406 code for a protein of 417 amino acids. Lineage: Eukaryota; Metazoa; Chordata; Mammalia; Rodentia; Muridae.
GGCGGGCGCCGUCUGCUGCGGGAGCUGUGACCUGAGUAGGAGCUGUGUGUCGCAGCCGCCCCACCCCUGCCGAUCAUGCGCCGGCGACCCUGGUUCGCCAGUCCCACUGGGCUGUGAGCCCCCCACUCCUGGCCUGUCACGGCCCGCGCGCCAUGGGCAGCGCCCACCCUCGCCCCUGGCUGCGGCUCCCACAAGGGCCCCAGCCGCGGCCUGAGUUCUGGGCGCUCCUGUUCUUCCUACUGCUGCUGGCUGCCGCUGUGCCCAGGUCAGCACCCAACGACAUCCUGGGCCUCCGCCUACCCCCAGAGCCCGUGCUCAACGCCAACACAGUGUGCCUGACAUUGCCCGGCCUGAGCCGGCGGCAGAUGGAGGUGUGUGUGCGUCACCCUGACGUGGCCGCCUCUGCUAUCCAGGGCAUCCAGAUCGCCAUCCAUGAGUGCCAGCAUCAGUUCCGGGACCAGCGCUGGAACUGCUCCAGCCUGGAGACUCGGAACAAAGUCCCCUACGAGAGCCCCAUCUUCAGCCGAGGUUUUCGAGAGAGUGCUUUCGCCUACGCCAUAGCAGCUGCCGGGGUGGUGCACGCAGUGUCCAACGCGUGCGCUCUGGGUAAACUGAAGGCUUGCGGUUGCGACGCCUCCAGACGUGGGGACGAAGAAGCUUUCCGUCGGAAGCUGCACCGCUUGCAGCUGGACGCGCUGCAGCGCGGAAAGGGCUUGAGCCACGGGGUCCCUGAACACCCGGCCAUACUUCCUGCCAGCCCAGGUCUGCAGGACUCCUGGGAGUGGGGUGGCUGCAGUCCGGAUGUGGGCUUCGGAGAACGCUUCUCUAAGGACUUUCUGGACUCCCGAGAGCCUCACAGAGACAUCCAUGCUCGAAUGAGACUCCACAACAACCGUGUGGGCCGGCAGGCGGUGAUGGAGAACAUGCGGCGUAAGUGCAAAUGCCACGGCACCUCAGGCAGCUGCCAGCUCAAGACCUGCUGGCAGGUGACGCCUGAGUUCCGCACAGUAGGGGCGCUGCUGCGCAACCGCUUCCACCGCGCCACGCUCAUCCGGCCGCACAACCGCAACGGUGGCCAGCUGGAGCCCGGCCCCGCGGGAGCACCCUCGCCAGCACCGGGCACUCCAGGGCUGCGCCGCAGGGCCAGCCACUCCGACCUGGUCUACUUUGAGAAAUCUCCCGACUUCUGUGAGCGCGAGCCGCGCCUGGACUCGGCAGGCACUGUGGGCCGCCUGUGCAAUAAGAGCAGCACGGGUCCCGAUGGCUGCGGCAGCAUGUGCUGUGGCCGCGGCCACAACAUUCUGCGCCAGACGCGCAGCGAGCGCUGCCACUGCCGGUUCCACUGGUGCUGCUUCGUGGUCUGCGAAGAAUGCCGCAUCACCGAGUGGGUCAGCGUCUGCAAGUGAGCAGACCCAAGCUCCUCUGGGUCUCAAGAAUGGUUGUCCUCUUGGUGCCUGGCUUCUGCCGCUAGCGGAUCUGAGCCAGGCAGCAAGCAGCAGCCUUGGCUCCUGAGAGAGGUGGUUGGCUCUUACAGCCCCGAGGGUCUACAAUCACCAGACAGUCCAGAUCUGAUUGACAUUCCUCCGCUCACCUCUGUAGGUUCCCCUCUUUCUGUUCCUAGCUCAGACAGCUGGGGGUGAUAGUGGAGACUGUUCCACACCCUAGGACAGGUCACCAAAGCAGCCCAGCCUGGCAUGCCUACCUCCUGUCAUCUCUUCUUCCCUUCCCCAGGAGUGAUAGGCAAUGCACUGAAGCUGAUGGGCACCGGGGAAGAAAACUAAAAGGCAGAAAUGGCCGUCAUCGGGCUGAAGUGACUCUAAGGGCUCCAGACCUCUGCUCCUGUCUUUCACUUAACAGAUAUUUAUUUUUGCGCUCUCUUUGAGACACUCUCUGGGGAAAAAGAAGCUCCGGAGUCUACAGGCUGAUUAAGGGACAUGGACAAUAAACCAGUAAACACACAAA